Messenger RNA from Lithohypha guttulata, 1698 nucleotides. It is a transcript of the gene TPO5, whose product is annotated as polyamine transporter tpo5. Gene Ontology annotation, cellular component: membrane. NCBI's taxonomy places the organism in Eukaryota, Fungi, Ascomycota, Eurotiomycetes, Chaetothyriales, Trichomeriaceae. Gene Ontology annotation, molecular function: transmembrane transporter activity. The transcript is spliced from 5 exons. Bases 1 to 1698 code for a protein of 565 amino acids. Gene Ontology annotation, biological process: transmembrane transport. The record is from RefSeq and is a predicted model, not a curated record.
AUGGACGAUAAGAACUUUCAGAUGGGUAUUCGUGAACGAGCUGUCACGGCAGCCGUUGUGGACGAUGCAGAUCUCGACAUCAGGAACAGCAACGAUGUUGCCGAUAUGGCCAGAUUGGGCAAGAAGCAGCAAUUAGGCGAUAUGGCUUAUGGAUGUGCUGUCGUUGAAAGAGCUCUUGACGACACCCAGAAGAUCCAUCAUGCCACAGACAGGCACGACCUGACAAUGCUGAUUGAUUAUCGACAGGUCUUCAAGAGAAACUUCAACUAUCUAUCUGUCUUUGGCUGGAUCAGUAUCUACAUGGCCACAUGGGAGUUCGUCCUCGUAUCUCUCGCCAUUGGCCUCUCGAACGGUGGCUUCGCUGGCCUGUUCUGGACCUUCAUUGGCACCGUCAUAUGCUAUAGCAGCGUUGUCCUCAGCUUAGCUGAGAUGGCCUCUAUGGCCCCAACCGCCGGUGGCCAGUACCAUUGGACUAGUGAGUUCGCACCACCUAGUUGCCAGAAGUUCUUGAGCUACUGUGCUGGCUGGAUGAGCACAUUGGGCUGGUUCGCGAGUACGGCGAGCUCAGUUUUUGUCUGCACAACUUUAAUUCAAUCGCUUGUGGGAGUCAGGGACGAGCAGUAUGCAUUCUCAAAUUGGCAAUAUACUCUCCUCAUGCUAGCUUUCCUUGCCGUCACCAUCCUUUUCAACACUUUAGGUUCGGGAUCACUUCCUCUGAUUGAGACAAUCUCGCUCUUUGGACAUGUGGGAGGCUUUUUCGUCACCAUUAUCCCAAUCUGGAUUAUGGCACCCAAGAAUUCUGCAAGUGAUGUCUUCACAAGCUUCUCCAGCACUAGUGGAUGGAACCUUGGUGCUGCUUGUCUUGUGACCCAGGUGUCUAUACUGUACUGCAAUUUGGGCUCAGACUCGAUCGUCCACAUUGCCGAAGAGGUCAACAACGCUAGCGUCACAGUACCACGCGUCAUGUGGUGGUCAUACGUUCUGAACGCCACCCUCGGCUUCGUUGCACUCAUCACCAUGCUGUUCUGUAUCGGCAGUCUCGACGACGCUAUCAACUCGGAGUCGCCCUACCUGCAGCUCUUCCUAAACACUGGCUCUCACGCCGUAGCUUACGUCCUGCUCAUAUUACUCUUCCUCCUCAUUUACUCCGGCAACAUUACCUGCCUCGCCACAGCAAGCAGAGAAGUAUUCGCCUUCUCACGAGACAAAGGCUUUCCCUUCUCUCACCUCUGGAGCAAGAUGAACAAGAAGCGCCAUGUCCCAGAUAACGCAGUAUACAUCACAUCCAUCGUCUCAGGCAUAAUCUGCCUCAUCAACCUCGGAAGCACAAUUGGCUUCAAUAUUGUUGUCUCCCUGAACCUGCUCGCCUUAAUGAGCACCUACAGCCUGUCAAUCGGCUGCAUCACAUUGAAGAGGCUUCGAGGCGAGCCACUGCCACCAGCACGAUGGAGUCUAGGUCGCUAUGGUCUACCAAUCAAUGUCUUUGGUUUCUUUUACUCGUUGUUCGCUGUGGUAUUGAGCUGCUUUCCGGCCUAUGUGCCGACGGACACCAGCUCGGCGAAUUGGGCGCCUGCCGUUUGGGGCGCUGUGGCUAUCUUGAGUGUUGUGACGUACUUUUUGCAUGGGCGGAAACAUUACACGCCACCUGUUGUGUUUGUGGAGGGCAAGCGAGUUGGCGGAUUACAAGGGACAGAGUAG